CCGACCUAGUUCAUUCUACACGUCCGGCUAACGAAACACGUGUGGAGAUAAACAUCGAGUUUGUCUGUAGAAAGACGAUAAAAAAAUUGUCAAAGCACAGGGGAGGGAGAAAUCAGAUCUACCGCCUUCAAAACUGCAGAAUGGGAUCGAGCACGUUGAUCAAUUCUUCUUCAUGUUAAUAUAAAAUUUACAAUUACAUAUAGUUUUUCUAGUUAUAAAUCCAAGAAUAUCAUCUUUUUUUAUUUUUUGUUAUUGUUUUAGAAAUUAAUAUAACUUAAUUAGAAUGAAAUUUGCAAUUGAGUGAAUGAGAACCCCGCCUUGUUUGCUAUCUCUAACUUUGGAUUCUGCUGUCCUAAACCUUUCCAAUAUCACUGAUCUCUCCCCUCUUCCUGAUCAUAUUCUCAUCGAGCUCUUCCUGAGAACAUUGAGAGCUGGAAAGCUAACCGAGAGGGUUCUUAAGCUGUUUAUAGCUACCGGCAAGGACGAGGUUUUCUCACUUAUCCAGGCACUCAACAUUCAAGUCACAGUUAACCCUGUCCUUCCUACCAGUAAAUGUCUACCAAUUAAGGAUGAUGAGAUUGAUAUCGUGAUAGGAGCACUCAAUUUUGAUCUGACAUCUUUCAUGAAUGUGUGGAGACCUAUAUUCUCUCGAUUUCAUCUGACAAUUGUGAAAGACCCUGAUUUGAAAGAGGAACUUAAAAUCCCAGAGGGCUUUAAUCUCGAUGUCUAUAAAGAGCCUGACAUAGACCGCGUGGUGGGUACUUCUACUUCAAUCAUCUUCUCUGGCUAUGCAUGCAGGUAUUUUGGCUAUCUUGUUUCUCGGAAGAAGUACAUUAUCUCCAUGGACGAUGACUGUCUUCCAGCCAAGGACAAUAAAGGCUUUUUGGUGGAUGCUGUUGCCCAGCAUAUUACUAACCUUACAACCCCAGCCACACCGUUCUUUUUUAAUACUCUGUAUGACCAUUUCACUGAAGGUGCGGAUUUUGUCCGUGGCUACCCAUUCAGUCUUCGGAAUGGGGUAACAUGUGCUUUGUCAUGUGGUCUAUGGCAUAAUUUGGCUGACUUUGAUGCACCAACUCAAGCUCUCAAGCCAGAAGAAAGGAAUUCCCUAUAUGUUGACGCAGUUCUGACUGUUCCAGCUAGAACCCUGAUGCCUAUUAGCGGAAUCAACAUUGCUUUUAACCGUGAUUUGGUUGGACCUGCCUUACUUCCAUGUUUUAGGUUGGCCACGGAAGGUAAGUUUAGGUGGGAAACAAUGGAAGACAUCUGGAGUGGGAUGUGUGUUAAGGUCAUAUGCGAUCACCUCGGACUCGGUGUGAAAACUGGGCUGCCGUAUGUAUGGAGAAACGAUAGAGGUGAUGCAAUAGCAAGCUUGAGAAAAGAAUGGGAGGGUGUGAAGAUGAUGGAGGAAGCCGUACCUUUCUUUCAGUCAGUGAGGUUGCCACAGGAAGCAACGACAGCUGAGGACUGUGUAAUCGAGGUGGCGAAUGCUGUUAAAGAGAAGCUAGGCUCGAAAGAUCCCGUGUUUGCUCAUACAGCUAAAGCCAUGCUUGAUUGGGUAAAGCUCUGGAAAUCAGUUGGAGGUAGCUCAUCCUCACCAGGUGCAUAGGAAUCAAUCAGCUUGAGGGCUGUGCUUUGUUUCGUUUUAGUUUAUGUUUAUAACUCAUAAAGCACGCUGUAAUGUAACUGUGUUUUACACUACUAAACUUCUUGAUGGGGAUUUGGGGU
Messenger RNA from Hibiscus syriacus, 1728 nucleotides. RefSeq names its product probable UDP-arabinopyranose mutase 5. Gene Ontology annotation, biological process: plant-type cell wall biogenesis; UDP-L-arabinose metabolic process. NCBI's taxonomy places the organism in Eukaryota, Viridiplantae, Streptophyta, Magnoliopsida, Malvales, Malvaceae. Gene Ontology annotation, molecular function: UDP-arabinopyranose mutase activity. Gene Ontology annotation, cellular component: Golgi apparatus; cytosol. Bases 305 to 1609 code for a protein of 434 amino acids. The record is from RefSeq and is a predicted model, not a curated record. The transcript is spliced from 3 exons.